GCGGGGGCGCGCGCGCGCGCGCGGGGCGGCAUGAAUGGAGCGGGGCGGCGCGAGCCGGCGGGGGGGCUCCGAGCGCCGUUCCCCGAGGAGCUCCCGCCGCUGCGCGUCGCCGCGUCCCAGGGGUGCUGCCGGUGCCUGGAGGUCCUGCUGAAGACAGGGGGGUACCCGGAGCUCCGCGACCAGGAUGGGAAGCGAGCCAUUGACCUGGCGCUGCAGCGGGGCUGCCGGCUGCGCGUGCUGCUCCUGCGCGACUCGCUGCACGUCCAGGGCUGGCCCCCUGCGGGGGAUAAGCCCCCCUUGGGGUGCUGCUGCGGCUGCUUUCGGGGCGCUGCUGCUGCUCCUCUGGGGGGGCCGGAUGCUGAGCCCCAUCCUGACCCCGCAGCCCCGUGGGGGCCCAGGUGCUCGCUGUCCUUCCUGACCGAGGGUUGCUCUGAAGAUGACCGCUCCGACGCGGGGCCCCUGAGCAGCACCCGCCUGUCCCAGCUGGGUGAGCUGGAACUGGGGAACAGCCAGGGGUCGGGGGAGCCCCCAGCGUGGCCGGGCUGUCCCCUGCCUUCCUCUGUCCCCUCCCUCCCCCUGUGGCCCCCCAGGGGCUCGGCUUUCCCCCCCCAGCCCCUCGCCUCCAGCACCCUGCUGUGUGCUGGGGAUGAGCCUGGGCAGGGACCCCUGAGAGGGACGGGGACGUGGGGUGGCCCCAAGCCCAGCACUGGGGCCAGGAGCCCCCCCCGGCCCCUGGGGGCUGGGGGCCGUGACUGCAGCAGCCUCGGGGACGAGGACGGCAGCACGGCCAGCGAGUGUUUCAUCACCGCGAUGGAGACGCUGGAGCCCAGCGAGGUUGGGGGGUGCCAGGGCGAAGCAGGACCCCAGGAGCUGCCCCCCCAGAGCCCCCCGGCUCUGGGGGAGCUGCCUGCGCUGCUCCAGGGCUGCGCCCUCGGGAGUUCCCCCCCUGGCACCCCAAGGACCCCUCGCAGCCCGGCCGGCCUCGCUGCAGGGGGUGGCACCUUGCAGCCCCCCCAGUUCUGCCACGUCACCCCCCGCACCAAGAGCCGCCUCCAGGCAUCAGCGGAGCGGCUCGGCGCCUCCUCUUCCUCUUCAUCCCUCUUUGACACCACCCUGGAGAUGCCCCGGAGGCCCCCCAGGGUCAGAGCACCCAGGGGUGUCCCUGGGGACACCACCACCACCCUGGGGCACCGCAUCGCCCUUGGGGGCGAGGAUGUGUCCAGCAGGGAUGGAGAAGGCACAGGUUCCCUGGAUGACACCCAGAUCCUCCCCAGGACCCCCAGCCAGCCCAGGUCCCCCCUGGGGGGCAGCAGCUCCAGCUCCACAGUGCUGCUGGGUCCUGGGGACCGCGACCCUCCCCAGGACUCCCCGUCAGAUCCUCAGGGCUCCUCCAGCUCCACGGUGCUGCUGGGUCCUGGGGACCACAGACCCCCCCAGGACUCCCCGUCAGAUCCUCAGGGCUCCCCCCACGCCACCAACCCCAGGGUGCUGGAGCCGGGGAGCCCACCCGUGCCACCCUCGCCCACCGUCCGCAGCCCCCACGGCACCGUGGAGCACGAGGGAUGGGAGCAGCGCAGCCCCGCAACAGAAGCCACCAGCCCCGGGGACCCCGCGGUCCCCAAGGGGCGAGCACGCACCCCGCGGGUGCUCUCCGACGAGGCGCUCCGCCGGCGGCUGCGGGUGCUGGGGGAGGACCCCGGACCCAUCACGGAGUUCACCCGGCGCGUGUACCUGCGGCGCCUGGAGAAGCUGAGCCGCAGCCCAGAGGGGCACAGCCCCGAGCUGGCGGCCGCGCUGCAGACCGGCCACGUCCCCGACUGCGCCCAGGACGAGCGGGUGCUGGCGCAGCAAUUCGACCGCCCCGACCGGAGCCGGCACUGGCGCGAAGGGCUGCUCAAGGCCAGCUUCAACUACCUCCUCCUCGACCCCAGGGUCACCCAGGACCUGCCGCUGCGCUGCCACCGCCUGAGCCCAGCUGAGUGCUUCAGGACCUUCGUCAAAGCCGUCUUCUACGUGGGCAAGGGGACGCGCGCCCGGCCCUACUGCCACCUCUCCGAGGCUCUGAGCCAGUACCGUGCGGGGACGAGGAAGGGCUGCCCCAAGGUGCGGCGCAUCCUGGAGAUCUGGGCGAGCGGGCAGGGUGUCAUCUCCGUGCACUGCUUCCAGAGCAGCGUGCCGGCCGAGGCGUACACGCGGGAGAGCUGCGUGGUGGAGGCCCUGGGGCUGCGGACCAUCACCAACCAGCGGAAGGGGAACUGCUACGGCGCGGCGGUGAGCUGGCCGCCCGAGCGGCGCCGGCGCCUGGGUGUGCACAUGCUGCACAGGGCCAUGCGCAUCUUCCUGGCCGAGGGCGAGCGGCAGCUCCGGCCAGCGGACAUCCAGGCUGGGCGCUGAGCACCCCGGGGGGGGGCACGGGGGUGCUGGGGACCCCCCUCGCCUUCACCCCCUUUCGUCUCCCGAGGAGGCGAGGGCAGCGUGGCUGCGUGUUUUUAUGUCGUGAGCGACGGCGAGAGUUUUUCCUAUUUAUUUUACCGAUCCCCUAAAUGGUGACGAAUAAAUCACGGCAGGGCUGGACGCGA
Cygnus olor (mute swan) is the source of this 2579-nucleotide messenger RNA. RefSeq names its product ankyrin repeat and LEM domain containing 1 (gene ANKLE1). The coding region runs from base 31 to 2394 and encodes 787 amino acids. Gene Ontology annotation, molecular function: endonuclease activity. The record is from RefSeq and is a predicted model, not a curated record. NCBI's taxonomy places the organism in Eukaryota, Metazoa, Chordata, Aves, Anseriformes, Anatidae. The transcript is spliced from 8 exons.